Molecule: messenger RNA, 918 nt
Organism: Phalaenopsis equestris
Lineage: Eukaryota; Viridiplantae; Streptophyta; Magnoliopsida; Asparagales; Orchidaceae
Product: UPF0481 protein At3g47200-like
Exons: 2
Coding region: 1-918 (305 amino acids)
Source: RefSeq, a predicted model, not a curated record
AUGAUCGUCGACGGCUACUUCGCCUUAAAGGUCAUGCUCGCGGAAAAGAGGGUCGCCGCAGGGGAAGAGAGCGAAUACGACCCUUACGAUUCAGUUUUUGGAGCUAUGAGAAAACCAAAUUUUUUUUUACUUUCAGGUCUCAAACGAAACAUGUUACUCCUCGAGAACCACAUCCCGUUUUUAGCCCUCACUAUUUUGGCAGUUAUGGAUGGUUCGGGGGGGUUAACUGACCAAGUCUUGAGGAGGCAAACCGAAACUAGCUGUCACAUCUUGGAUCUUUACAGAAAGAUAUUCACAAGUGCGGGAGAGUACCUUUCGAGCAAUGUGAAGAAUUUACAAUCAUCUACAGAACUCAAAACUGCUAGAGUAUCAUUCCGUAAGAGCAACACUAAGUCCUUUAGAAACACAAGUUUCAAUGACGACGUUUUAUCACUGUUGUCGCUAGAAAUUGAUGACAACACUGAGUCAAUCCUGCUUAAUCUCAUGGCCUUCGAGCACUUGCAUAUGGCUCCAGCCAACGAAGUGACAGCGUACGUCUUUUUCAUGGAUGGGCUCAUCAAAUCUGUCGACGAUGUUGCUUUGUUGAGGACUGAAAAGAUUAUUAUGGGGUGGGUGGGCUAUGAUGGAAAUAUAGUCACCCUGUUUAACAGGAUUAAAAAGGGAGCAACUUUGACUGUUAACACAGUUGAUAUACCGGUCGAUGUGAAUAGUAGGCUGAAUAGUUACUGUAAUAAAAGGAUGCACUGGCGGAGGGUGAUCCUUGUUCAGACAUAUCUUCAAAAUUGGGACUUCACCUCAUUCUCAACAUAUCUUAAGAAUCCUUGGGUCUUCACCUUUCUAGGCGGUUCAUUUUUCAUGGCUCUAUCUAUAAUUCAGAUUGUGUACGCUGUCCGACAGUUUUAUCAAUGCUCAUGUUAG